UCCAGCUGCCCCCAGAUGUGGGCUGGGCGGCGCGCGGGGAACUUUCGCGCCGGCUGCGAGUGCGGGGCCCCGGCUGCGGUCCGGCUGCCAUGGAUCCGCCGGCGGGAGCCGCUCGCCGCCUGCUCUGCCCUGCGCUGCUGCUGCUGCUGCUGCUGCUGCCGCCGCUCCUGCUGCCGCCUCCGCCCGCGGGCGCCCGGCUCGCCGCCACCGCCGACCCCCCAGGCGGGCCCCUGGGGCACAGAGCGGAGCGCAUCCUGGCGGUGCCGGUGCGCACUGACGCCCAGGGCCGCUUGGUGUCCCACGUGGUGUCAGCGGCAACGGCUCAGGCAGGGGUACGGGCCCGCAGGGCCGUCCCCGUCCAGACCCCGGGCUUCCCUGGAGGCAGCGAGGAGGACCCUGGCGGCCGCCUGUUCUACAAUGUCACGGUCUUCGGCCGAGACCUGCACCUGCGGCUGCGGCCCAACGCCCGCCUUGUGGCGCCCGGGGCCACGGUGGAGUGGCAGGGCGAGUCUGGCGCCACGCGCGUGGAGCCCCUGCUCGGGACUUGCCUCUACGUCGGAGACGUGGCCGGCCUGGCUGAAACCUCCUCUGUGGCGCUCAGCAACUGCGAUGGGCUGGCUGGCCUGAUCCGUAUGGAGGAGGAGGAGUUCUUCAUUGAGCCCCUGGAGAAGGGGCUGGUGGCAAAGGAGGCUGAGCAGGGCCGCGUGCAUGUGGUGUACCGCCGGCCACCCACCCCUAGGUCCCCUCCUCUGGGGGGGCCACAGGCCCUGGACACAGGGGCCUCCUCGGACAGCCUGGACAGCCUCAGCCGUGCCCUGGGCGUCCUGGAGGAUCGGGUCAACAGCUCCAGGCGCAGGGCACGCAGGCACGCUGCCGAUGACGACUACAACAUCGAGGUCCUGCUGGGCGUGGAUGACUCUGUGGUCCAGUUCCACGGGAAGGAGCACGUGCAGAAGUACCUGCUCACGCUCAUGAACAUCGUGAACGAAAUCUAUCAUGACGACUCCCUGGGGGCCCACAUCAAUGUCGUGCUGGUGCGGAUAAUCCUGCUGAGCCACGGGAAGUCCAUGAGCCUCAUUGAGAUUGGGAACCCCUCUCAGAGCCUAGAGAAUGUCUGCCGCUGGGCCUACCUCCAGCAGAAGCCAGACACAGGCCACGAUGAGUACCACGAUCACGCCAUCUUCCUCACACGGCAGGACUUCGGGCCUUCGGGCAUGCAAGGCUAUGCUCCUGUCACUGGGAUGUGCCACCCCGUCCGCAGCUGCACCCUAAACCACGAGGAUGGCUUCUCCUCGGCCUUCGUGGUGGCCCACGAGACUGGCCACGUGCUGGGCAUGGAGCAUGACGGGCAGGGCAACCGCUGUGGCGACGAGGUGCGGUUGGGAAGCAUCAUGGCGCCCCUGGUGCAGGCAGCCUUCCACCGCUUCCACUGGUCCCGCUGCAGCCAGCAGGAGCUGAGCCGCUACCUGCACUCCUAUGACUGCCUGCGAGACGACCCCUUUGCCCAUGACUGGCCGGUGCUGCCCCAGCUGCCCGGGCUGCACUACUCCAUGAACGAGCAGUGCCGCUUCGACUUUGGCCUGGGCUACAUGAUGUGCACUGCGUUCCGGACCUUCGACCCCUGCAAGCAGCUGUGGUGCAGCCACCCUGAUAACCCUUACUUUUGCAAGACCAAGAAGGGGCCUCCCCUGGACGGGACCAUGUGUGCACCUGGCAAGCACUGCUUUAAAGGACACUGCAUCUGGCUGACGCCUGACAUCCUCAAACGGGACGGCAACUGGGGUGCCUGGAGUCCAUUUGGCUCCUGCUCACGCACCUGCGGCACAGGUGUGAAGUUCAGGACCCGCCAAUGCGACAACCCACACCCGGCCAACGGGGGCCGCACCUGCUCCGGCCUCGGCUACGACUUCCAGCUCUGCAACCCGCAGGACUGCCCCGACGCCCUGGCCGACUUCCGCGAGGAGCAGUGCCGGCAGUGGGACCUGUACUUCCCGCAUGGCGACGCCCAGCACCACUGGCUGCCACACGAACACCGGGACGCCAAGGAGAGAUGCCACCUCUACUGCGAGUCCAAGGAGACCGGGGAGGUGGUGGCCAUGAAGCGCAUGGUGCACGAUGGGACGCGCUGCUCCUACAAGGACGCCUUCAGCCUCUGUGUGCGUGGGGACUGCAGGAAGGUGGGCUGUGACGGGGUGAUCGGCUCCAGCAAGCAGGAGGACAAGUGCGGCGUGUGCGGCGGGGACAACAGCCACUGCAAAGUCGUCAAGGGCACCUUCACACGCUCACCCAAGAAGCUUGGUUACAUCAAGAUGUUUGAGAUCCCAGCAGGAGCCAGACACCUGCUUAUCCAGGAGGCAGACGCCACCAGCCACCACCUGGCCAUCAAGAACCUGGAGACAGGCGAGUUCAUUUUAAAUGAAGAGAAUGGCGUGGAUCCCGACCCCAAGUCCUUUAUUGCCAUGGGAGUGGAGUGGGAAUACCGGGAGGAGGACGGCCGGGAGACGCUGCAGACCAUGGGCCCCCUCCAUGGCACCAUUACCAUCCUGGUCAUCCCACAGGGGGACGCCCGCGUCUCGCUGACCUACAAGUACAUGAUCCACGAGGACUCGCUCAACGUGGACGACAACAACGUCCUGGAAGAUGACUCCGUGGGCUACGAGUGGGCCCUGAAGAAGUGGUCCCCGUGCUCCAAGCCCUGCGGCGGAGGGUCCCAGUUUACCAAGUACGGCUGCCGCCGGAGGCUGGACCACAAGAUGGUGCACCGAGACUUCUGCGACACCCUCCUGAAGCCCAAAGCCAUCCGCCGGGCCUGCAACCCCCAGGCGUGCUCCCAGCCCGUGUGGGUGGUGGGCGAGUGGGAGCCGUGCAGUCAGAGCUGCGGGCGGACCGGCAUGCAGGCACGCUCCGUGCGCUGCGUUCAGCCUCUGCACAACAACGCCACCCGUGCCGUGCACAGCAAGCACUGCAACGACGCCCGGCCUGAGGGCCGCCGCGCCUGCAACCGUGAGCUCUGCCCCGGCCAGUGGCGGGCUGGGCCCUGGUCCCAGUGCUCCGUCACCUGUGGCAACGGCACCCAGGAGCGGCCGGUGCUCUGCCGAACCGUGGACGACAGCUUCGGGGUCUGCCGGGAGCCGCGGCCUGAGACGGCAAGGAUCUGCAGGCUCGGCCCCUGUCCCCGGAACGUCUCCGACCCCUCCAAGAAGAGCUAUGUGGUUCAGUGGCUGUCCCGACCGGACCCCGACUCACCGAUCCAGAAGACCUCGUCAAAGGGCCGCUGCCAAGGCGACAAGUCAAUGUUCUGUAGGAUGGAAGUCUUGUCUCGCUAUUGCUCCAUCCCAGGCUACAACAAGCUGUGCUGCAAGUCCUGCAACCUACACAACAACCUCACCAACGUGGACAACAGGGCAGAAGCCCCACCCGGGAAGCACAAUGACAUUGAAGAGCUCAUGCCCACCCUCCCAGUGCCCACGCUAGUCAUGGAGGUGCAGCCUCCCCCAGCCACGCCCCUGGAGGUGCCUCUCAAUGCCUCCAGCACCAAUGCCACCGAGGAUCACCCCGAAACCAAUGCCGUCGAUGUGCCCUACCAAAUCCACGGCCUGGAGGAUGAAGUUCUGCCACCCAAUCUAAUCCCCCGACGCCCAAGCCCGUAUGAAAAGACCAGAAACCGAAGAAUCCAAGAGCUCAUUGAUGAGAUGAGGAAGAAGGAGGUGCUUGGAAAGUUCUAAUAAAAUGGAAAGAUAGCGUCAAUAGCAUUUUUUUUCUUGCUUAUAGAGAUAUUCCAUGGGAUGGCAAAUCCUGUGUCAUGGAGAUGAAGUAAAAAUUCCUGAUUCCAAAAGGAAACAAAGAGGGAGAAUGACAUAAAAAAAUACAUAUGUGGUUGUGAGCAUGUGGCACUAGGUUAGCACACGUGUUUCCCAGCCCUGGAAUGUUCUAAGUCCUGCACUGGGGUUGGGUGUGGGGUGGAGAGGAAUACAGAGGUUCCACAGCCUCUGUCAGUCGGGGGGGGCGGGGGGCAGGAGGGCAAGGCAGAGAGAGAAAAUGUUCGCCCUGAGCUUCUGGGCCGUGAUUGGGAAUCUUCCUUUCCUUGGUGGUGACAACCCUUCUGGAGACUCAGGACCUUUCCUACCGGUCUCCAAACUGAGGCACAAACCCCAUGGGGACUCUUAAGAGAAACAGUGAUUUAUUUACUAACUGACUAGUCACUAAGAUGAGCACAAUGAAGUGGAGGCCGUGAACUCCAGUGCCUUCAAGGCCCAGGCGGGUGGCGAGGAUGAACGUGGUGGCCGGCUGGGACCGUGACCAACGGGAGAGCCACGCCCUGCUGGAGCUGAUGGUCGGCUCCAGCCACUGCCGCCUCUGUGAGAGCUGGCGCCUGCUGCCAGAUGGUGUGCUUUUCCAGAAGAAGUCUAGAUUUUUGUGUGAAAAUUCUCAAUCCUUAAAGGUCAACUCAGAAUGUUUCAAGGUGGUUGGGGUCUAUCCGAGCCUAGAGCUGCCAGUCUCGGCUUGAUGCAGUCUUGCACAUUAAGGACUUAGGGAAAGCCGCCUGACCUAGUUGGUGCUCACGCGCUGCGUUUGAAUCUCUCAGCCGAGUUGGAGCCGUGAAGCGUCUCUUUCUUCCUGGGAAAGUACUGAGAAUCCUCCACCUGGGACUUGAGGCUAGAUCUGCCCAGUGGGCCACAUUUCCUGUGCCAGAAGACAGCAGGGAGCUCUCCGGGGCUCCCCCGGCCUCUCUCUUCUCCUCUAAGCCUGGCCUUGCUUGCUGCUUUGAGCCAGCCUGGCCUCAGCACUAGCUCCCCAGAGUUCUCUCUCCCUCCCCAGGUGCACUGGAAGGAUGUGCUGUCCUGGACAGUCCACUGAGUGGUCCAGGCCCUGAACCUCCCUCCUGGAGGGGUAGGGGUGCUGCCACCAGGGUGGCCACAUCCGAGGGUUCUGAGAUGAGGCCUUGUGGGCUGAGUUUGCUCCUCCUAAAGACCAGCUUCACUUGUGGGGGAUGGGCUUUCCCUGUCUAGCCCUGUGGUGCCCCCUCAGCCCCACCCCCUCUUCCUUCCAGAACCCAGCAGGGCUGUGCAAGACUUGGCCUCCGAGGGGAGGUGUGGGGUGGGAGCGGGCAGCCUGCUUUAUCUUUUGCUUUUUCCAAACUUGAACAACUACUUUCGGCAGAAUGGUGCUUUGUGAGCGAGAUGUGAAAUAGGAAGGGAGUGGGGUGGGUGGGAGGACAGUGGCUAAUGGUACUUCUCCCUGAAUGUGCGGCUUAAACUUCCCCAAAUUACAAGACCCAGGGGCACAAUAGCUCCUUAGCUGGGCCUAGCCUGACACCUAAUUCUUAAGCUUUUCAUGUCCAGGAAAGUUCUGGAGCCUUUGUAUCCUUGCCAGUACUAGAUCUGAGAGAUCUCUCUCUUGUUUAAUUACCCUCUAUAUGGAUGACAAUACUGAGGCUCAGGAUAAUACCAUGAUGCCUACUUUCUACGGACUUUUGAGGUGCUAAGUGUGUCUGAGUCUGUGCGUGUGUGGCUGUGUCUCUGUGUGUGGUCUAAGGGACAAGUAAGGGUGCAGGAGACAGUGAGAACAAUCCCUGGGAUGAUGCUUAACCUUCCAACCGGCUGAUAGCGAGCCGCCCCCUCCACGGCGGACGCAGCCUGCCUUCCCACUCUGCCUCCAUGUCCCACACAUGCUCACACCUGUCCCGGUGCUGGCUCCUAAGAACCACACUGGACAAGGCAUUUUUGACCAUCUCCCCCAGUGUCACUUCCUCUUUAACAGGACGUGGUACAAAGCUCUUCUGCAGUCCUGUCUCUCCAUGAUGAGGACACGGACCCCGCACUCUCCCUCCUCUGGUGAACCCACGGCAGCUGGCGUGACCCACGGGCUGAAGGACUGGGCAGUUUUGCUUGGGUCUGGCCUAGAGUGUAGAGGAAGUUAGGGGUGACUAACCCGAACCAGAGAGUAUUACUUGGUUUACGCAGCCUGGGGGCCAUAGGAUGGGAACGCACUGUUCUCAGAUCCCAGCAGAGAAGGGCUGCAUGUCUUGGGGGCUGGAAGCCUUCAGGGAGAGGCCCCAGGUGGGACAUUCCCACGGGGACCUGUCUUCUGCUGGAGGGAGAGACGCCCUCUGGGAAAUGCAGGCAGUGUGGCCAUGGCCCCAUAUAUCAUACUCAGCGCCCUGGGCCAUGUGUCCGCAGAGUCCUGUAGGAGUAAAUGGUCUCAGAGGCCUCUGUCCAAGGAUUGCCGUGUUCGCCAGGCUCUGAGAAACUGCAAAUCUCCAUGGAGCUGGGGACCCGUGGGAGAGCCAGCUUAGCAAUAGUCCUGAGCUUCCAGAGCUAGUGUCCGUGUCUGAGGGGCUCCAACAGCCGGGGGGGCUGUGGAGGUCUUCUAGCUGAGGUUUUGUGACUCCGAGGGCCUCUCUGUCUGCGGCUCCAGAAAAUCAGCCAAGGGGCCUGAGAGUCACUUCGUGUUCACAGGGAGACGUGUGCUAGAGUUUGGGACCUGGCUUUCUGCUCUUCUCCUUUUGGAAAACCCAUGGAAUUUCACAUAUAAGCCUUUCAUUUGUAUCUUAAGAGUUUUGGUUUAUUUGUUUAUUUGGGGUAUAUAAAUGGUGCUCAAUAGCGAAGCCUUUCUCAGAUGAAGUGUUAUGACUGUGUGCUCCUGUGUGACAGGCAGCCACCACAGGCAUCAUCACGGUGCUGAACUCACAUUUUAUCCUCCGAUCACAGCAAUCAGUGCAUUUGUUUUCUGUGUAGUGAAAGUUGGCUCCUAGAUUUUGUAACUUAUUAAAGUCACUGUCUAUGUCUGCA
This is a messenger RNA of Equus quagga, 6791 nucleotides long. It is a transcript of the gene ADAMTS2, whose product is annotated as ADAM metallopeptidase with thrombospondin type 1 motif 2. Gene Ontology annotation, molecular function: metalloendopeptidase activity; zinc ion binding. Bases 90 to 3725 code for a protein of 1211 amino acids. Lineage: Eukaryota; Metazoa; Chordata; Mammalia; Perissodactyla; Equidae. The record is from RefSeq and is a predicted model, not a curated record. Gene Ontology annotation, biological process: proteolysis; extracellular matrix organization. The transcript is spliced from 22 exons.